This is a messenger RNA of Hyla sarda, 2447 nucleotides long. RefSeq names its product solute carrier family 17 member 5 (gene SLC17A5). Gene Ontology annotation, biological process: monoatomic anion transport; transmembrane transport. The record is from RefSeq and is a predicted model, not a curated record. The transcript is spliced from 11 exons. Bases 196 to 1587 code for a protein of 463 amino acids. Gene Ontology annotation, molecular function: transmembrane transporter activity. Lineage: Eukaryota; Metazoa; Chordata; Amphibia; Anura; Hylidae.
ACUCAUAUACAAAUAUUUGAUUAUCUGUCAAGAAAAACCAGAUCUUCAGCCUUGCACUUUAAUUAUCUGCUCAGCUCCGCUGUGAUGUCGAGCCCAUUGCCAAGUAUUAGCUAGCGGAGUGAGUCCAUAUAGCAUUCCAGGAGCAGAUGCUUUGUUGUAUGCCCACGUACACCAUACAUCCGCAAAAGCCAAGAAAUGCCUACAUGUUGUUCUGCUCGCUACAACCUGGCAGUAUUGGCAUUACUUGGCUUCUUCAUGUUGUAUGCACUACGGGUCAAUUUAAGUGUAGCCCUAGUGAAUAUGGUAAACUCAACGAGUGAGCAGGUGAACAGCAGUGCCAGCGUGUGCCCGGACCAUUCGCUUAAACCCAGUGUACCUCACAAUUCCACGGGCAAGAAGUAUAGAUGGGAAGCAGAUACCCAAGGCUGGAUACUUGGCUCAUUUUUCUAUGGAUACAUCAUCACCCAAAUCCCUGGUGGAUACGUAGCUGGCAAAAUCGGGGGCAAGCUAUUGCUGGGAUUCGGCAUUCUGGGCACAGCUGUGUUCACUUUACUAACACCAGUAGCUGCGGAUUUGGGUGCUGGAUACCUCAUAGCAGUUCGAGCACUGGAAGGGCUUGGUGAGGGUGUGACCUUUCCAGCCAUGCAUGCAAUGUGGUCUUCCUGGGCCCCACCUCUUGAGCGUAGCAGACUUUUAAGUCUUUCUUAUGCAGGAGCUCAGCUUGGUACUGUUGUAUCCCUGCCUUUGUCUGGGUUAAUUUGUUAUUAUAUAGAUUGGAUUUAUGUGUUUUACAUUUUUGGGGCACUUGGUGUUAUAUGGUUUAUAAUGUGGUUCUUUAUAGUCAGUGACACUCCACAAUCCCACCGUACAAUAUCAGACUCUGAGAGAGAAUAUAUCUUGUCAGCCCUCAAACAUGAGCUUUCUAGGGACACAGAGGUACCGGUUUGUGCUAUGCUGACAUCAUUGCCGCUGUGGGCUAUUGUUGUAGCUCAUUUUUCUUACAAUUGGACCUUCUACACUCUCCUGACUUUAUUGCCUACCUACAUGAAGGAGAUUUUACGUUUUAAUACACAAGAGAAUGGCUUCCUGUCUGCUCUUCCUUACUUUGGAUGUUGGCUUUGUAUGAUCAUUACUGGUCAUUUUGCAGAUCUCAUGAGGGAGAGGUGGAAUUUCUCGACUGUCUUUGUUCGUAAAACAUUCAACACUUUGGGAAUGGUUGGUCCUGCAGUGUUUCUGUUGGCGGCUGGUUACACAGGUUGUGAUUAUACUCUGGCUGUAGUAUUUCUUACACUAUCCACCACACUUGGAGGGUUCAGCAUGUCUGGAUACAAUAUUAAUCACUUAGAUAUUGCUCCAUCCUAUGCUGGUCUUUUACUUGGAAUCACAAACACAUUUGGUACUAUUCCUGGAAUGGUUGGGCCAGUUAUUGCCAAAGCAUUAACACAUGAAAACACUGUGGAACAAUGGCAAGUCGUGUUUUACAUCGCAGCUGGCAUCAAUAUAUUUGGAGCCAUCUUCUUUGCAGCGUUUGCCAGUGGUACAGUUCAAGACUGGGCAGUAAGAACUAAUAAAGCACAGGGAAGCUAAGGACAUUGCAUGUGCCUGCUGUAUGCCUCCAAAAGCCUCACUUAUAUACAUUCAUAUAUGUUUUCAAUUGUCUCAACAAAAAGCUGUCCAUAAAUUGAAUAAGUAAGACUUUAGGUGUACACAUGCCUGAAACACUACUAGAUAUAAAUGGGAUUUCUCAUGUGAAAAAGGUAAUCUGCUUCUGCUACUGCGCAGCACAGGAAGCCUCAUACCUCAUUUUUUGUUCUAUUCUUUUUAGUCGAUGGUAUUGUCAUCUGAGGUAUAUUUGUAUACAUACCCAUACGGCUUUUCAAUGCAGCAUUCCUAGUAUAGUACUUUUUGACAUAAAGUGCCUUGGGAAGUGUGAAUGGGACAUUGAAGAGAAUAAUGUUCCUAUUUGUGCUUGGACCCUGAAAGAAGGGAAUUUGGUGCACACGAAAGAUUAAAGUAAACAGGGAUUUUUUAGUAUUUCAUCAUGAUUUAUAUAUCAUUUCUGUAUUAUGCUUUGGAAGACUUAGCUGUAAUUGUACAUCAUAUUAUGCAGUUGUCACCACUUGCCAUUACAACUGUCCAUGUGUCUGUUCUCUGCUACCUCUUGUAUGUAGUCUAAAUACCCAACCUAAAAAUACAGUGCAGGGAAAGAUCGUGUUUACUGCAAGAGGAGCCAUAAAGGUAUUAGUAAAAAACGACUGGCAGAUACACUUUUGAGGCAUAACAGUCUUGGAGAAUUACAGCAAUAUCUUCUGAGCACAUUCUAGGUCAUGCGGUUCUGACCAGUUUGAUGGAUAUCCUGCAUUGGGUUCAUUAUUUGUUAUUAAAGGGGUACUCUGGUGCUCAGCAUUUGGAACAAACUGUUCCGAACGCUGGAGCCGGGAGCUCGU